AUGUCCACCCCGAAGGCCACCAGGGCGGACGCUGCAACGACGGGGUCUAAGCUGGAGAAUGUGCUCAAACUUUCCGUGGACAGACUGCAGGACCUUACCUCGUCUCCCGAAUCGUUACCCCUUCGCCCUGUCGACUCAGAGGGGUCACAGCAGGAGUCUUGCAAGCGACCCAGUGCUUACAACAUUGAUCCAGCAUCAGACAAAUAUAGCGGACAGGUCAAGUUCGAAAAAGAUAGCUUCCACACGACACCAUUUACCAACUCUCCCAUUCUAGGUCCGCCAAUUGGCGAGGACCAGAAGAAAGCACGGAACCUCACAAUUGAAACUGGCAAUCGGCCCUUGGAGUCCUCAAGCAGCCCUAAAUCACGGCCUUGGGCUCCCCAGCGAGCUGUGUCGACUCCAACAUCAGCCAGAAACCCUCAGUCCCCACAUAAGUCUGAGAAGAUACGACCUUCCCUCAAGCUGCCGGAGGCUUCGUCGCGCUUCGAAGGAAACGACGGAAGGAGAUAUUCCUCUUCGGGCCGUCCGCUGCCCUCUCCGAUGCCAGCAUCCAUUCCUCUACCGCCAGUCUCAAUUCCUACAUACCUGCAGCUUGAGCUAUCCUCGCAACGGCCGUCCCCACUCUACAUCCAUCGCUCCGCCAACAGUGACUUCCCAUACGAAUCUUCCCGGGCAAAGACUGAAAGGUUAUUGAACUUCCUUCUCCUUCCUCCUCACCUUGAGAGUGUGCUCUGGUUUGGGACUGUUGCAUGUCUCGACUCGUGGCUAUACAUAUUCACCAUACUGCCGCUCAGGUUGUUAAAGUCCUUCUAUCUCCUCACCAAAUCCUGGGGAAUCAAUUUUGCAACCGAGGUCAAUUUCGUUUCGAACUUUGUCUACAAUGGUGCCGGCCGGAUGUGGACGCGGCGUCGCGGCAGUCUCCCACCUAAUUCGACUCGCAAGACUUCCGGUCCCAAUGCGCCUGACACCCGGCCUUCUCACAACCCUCUGCAUGGUCGCACGCGAUAUCAUCAGCGGACAAAGUCUGUUCCAUCAACUUUGCUACCAGAUGACAAGGCAGAUAUGCUGAAAGGUCUCUUGAUCAUCAGCACCUGUUUAAUCCUCCUGAGACUCGAUGCGAGCCGGAUGUACCACUGGGUUAGAGGGCAAGCUGCCAUCAAGCUUUACGUCAUUUACAAUAUCCUAGAGGUGUGCGAUCGUCUCUUCUCAGCCAUAGGACAGGACGUGCUUGAGUGUCUGUUCUCUCGGGAGACUCUUGAGCGCAAAGCAGAUGGCCACAGCAAAAUAUUACGGCCUUUCUGGCUGUUUGUCCUUGCGCUCGUCUACUGCGUUAUUCACGCCACAGCACUAUUUUACCAGGUCGUUACACUUAAUGUGGCCGUCAACUCGUACUCGAAUGCGCUGAUCACAUUACUAAUGUCUAAUCAAUUCGUGGAGAUCAAGGGGACUGUGUUCAAGAAGUUCGAGAAGGAAAACCUUUUCCAACUGACCUGCGCCGAUGUUGUUGAACGAUUUCAACUGUGGCACAUGCUUAUCAUCAUUGCAGCCCGCAAUAUCGUCGAAACGGGCGGUCUCAAUAGAGGUCUAGCCGCCUUCACAGCUGCAUCAUCUGCGACUGCGUCAGCAACAACUACAAGCAACGGCAGCAUACCGUUGACUGCCGCCUUUCCGCCAAGGUCAGCAAGCUCGAUCCUUCCUAGUGCUUUCACUUUACUGCCUACAAUGGUGGAGUCGAUAACGUCGUUUGCACCUGCUGUCAGCCAAGUACUGGGACCCUUCCUCGUGGUGCUCGGGUCGGAGAUGCUGGUGGACUGGCUGAAACAUGCCUAUAUCAGUAAAUUCAACAACACUCGGCCUGCUAUCUAUGAUCGCUUCCUUGACGUCCUGGCCAAAGACUACUACACAAACGCAUUUGGCGAGCAGAACCUUACAAAACGCUUGGGGCUUCCGGUGAUACCGUUAAGUUGCCUCUUCAUCCGAGCAAGCGUACAAACCUAUCAAAUGUUCAUGGCAGCCUGGGUGCCGUCAAGUUCACCCAGUUCAUCAACCAGCCUGGCAAGUAUCCACGAAGACUACUCGGCAGUGCGAUCGACACUUCCAAUAACGACGGGAACGGCGAUCUCAAGAACAGUGGACGAUAUCAUCAGAUCCAUACCGAAUGUGAUCAUGAAAUCCAGCAUUGUCACGCACAUGACGACUCUGCUCGUUUUUCUCCUCUUUUUCCUGAUACUACUAGCCUGCAAGCUCGUCCUUGGCAUGCUUCUGUUAGCGUUCGCAAGGUCACGUUAUCAUUCGAUGAAGCUACGCGAAAAGAGCGCGGUUCACCAGGUGGAAGGUGGGCGUCGUGUUGGCGGCUGGGGUGUCGUCGAGGUCGAUGAAGACAAACGACGCUGGAUCUAUGAGGACGACCCGGCCGGGCUACGAGCACUUCGUGAAAGAGACGAAAGGGAAAGGCAGAAGCAGCAGAGAGAAAAGGAAAAAGGGCAUGGUGUUGAAGCAUUUGACAAAGUCCAGCGCUAUGAGAUGGUAGCAAAGCGGAUAUGGUGA
This is a messenger RNA of Exophiala viscosa, 2547 nucleotides long. RefSeq names its product eukaryotic membrane protein family-domain-containing protein. The record is from RefSeq and is a predicted model, not a curated record. Lineage: Eukaryota; Fungi; Ascomycota; Eurotiomycetes; Chaetothyriales; Herpotrichiellaceae. The coding region runs from base 1 to 2547 and encodes 848 amino acids. Gene Ontology annotation, cellular component: endoplasmic reticulum membrane. The transcript has a single exon.